Messenger RNA from Mya arenaria, 2873 nucleotides. RefSeq names its product peroxisomal trans-2-enoyl-CoA reductase-like. The record is from RefSeq and is a predicted model, not a curated record. The transcript is spliced from 8 exons. NCBI's taxonomy places the organism in Eukaryota, Metazoa, Mollusca, Bivalvia, Myida, Myidae. Gene Ontology annotation, cellular component: peroxisome. The coding region runs from base 138 to 1058 and encodes 306 amino acids. Gene Ontology annotation, biological process: phytol metabolic process. Gene Ontology annotation, molecular function: trans-2-enoyl-CoA reductase (NADPH) activity.
UGCCUAAUCAAUAUAAGUUUGCUAGAAAAUACUCAAACUAUAACAUAAACUGACAUUAUACCACUUUCAAAGAAGCAAAAAUACUAGCAUUAUUUUCCCAAAAUCAAAUUAUCCACAUUGUCACAUGACCAUACAAAAUGGCAGCCUCCACAAAAAUUAGCAGUAUUUUUAGACCUAAUUUGUUUAAGGGAAAAGUAGCCAUUGUCACUGGUGGAGGAACAGGAAUUGGACAAGCUAUAACACAAGAACUGUUGUUUCUAGGAUGCAAGGUUAUGAUAGCUUCUCGGAACAUGGAGAGAUUGUCCGAGUCUGCAGAAUCAAUGAAGUUGCAAAUAAAGCCCAACAGUGCAGCACAACUAGAACACAUGCAGUGUAACAUUCGCAAAGAGGAACAGGUCAAGGAUCUGAUUUCAACUACGGUAAAGAAAUUUGGUAAGCUGGACUUUCUAGUAAAUAAUGGCGGUGGUCAGUUUCCAAGUCCAGCUGCGGACAUCAGACUAAAAGGCUGGAAUGCUGUCAUAGAAACGAACCUCACCGGAACUUUCCUCUGUUGUAGGGAAGCAUACAACCAAUGGAUGAAAGAAAAUGGUGGAGUGAUUAUCAACAUCAUUGCUGACAUGUGGAGGGGGUUCCCAUCUAUGAGUCAUACAGGAGCAGCGAGGGCUGGGGUAGACAACCUGACAAAGACCAUGGCCAUUGAGUGGGCUGACAAGGGGGUACGAGUUAACGCUGUUGCACCUGGAAGUUCCAUAUAUUCUGACACUGCGGCUGCGAAUUAUGGGUCUCCAGAUGUAUUCGACGCCUCGAUACCUUACUCACCCGCCAAGCGGCUGGGACGAGUAGAAGAGGUUUCCGCAUCUGUUCUUUUUCUCCUGUCCCCCGCAGCCAGCUUCAUAUCAGGAGAAACAGUGAAGGUUGAUGCUGGCUCUAGUCUCUACGCUAAUAUGUGGACCAUUCCUGACCACAAAAAGAGUAUUCCAUAUACCUGGGCAACAGAUGAUACUGGUGAUAAUGAUGAUGGCAGCAGCAGCAGUAGCAGCACCAAGUCCAAGUUGUGAUAUCAAAGAAUUUCAUCUUGACCUCAAUUGUUAGCAUUUUGUUUGUUUUCUUUUUACAAAUUAUUGGGUUAUGUACAUAGUCUGAAUUGAAGAUGUUUUUCCUGAAAGAUUUUGAACAGGAAUAAAACUAUAUUUUGUGUAGUAAAAGAGGGUCAGGGAUAAAAAGAAAUCAGAGUAAUACUAAUCAGAAUAACAUAGUUUAGAACAUUGUAUGUGUUUUUCAAUUCUAAAAUAGUGGAAAAAAAUCAUUGGGCCAUUUCACUUUGUUAUAUAUAGAAGACAAUUGCUUGCCUCAGUGUACAAAUGUAAUGAUUUUCACCACGUAGGCACCAAAAAUGAUAUAUUACGAUCUUACAUUGAAAUUAUAAUGUUUCAUUUUAUUAUAUUUUUUUAUAUGCCUGAAAGUGGUAUUAAAAUACAUUUAGUUGCCUUUUUUAAACUUUCCUAAUUGUAUGCAUAUGUAACGUUAUUUCAUGUCACAGCCCUGGGUGUGCUGAUGUUUAAUUUGAAAAGCAGAACAGGCUUAAAUUUCACAACAGUGAAAACUUACAAAUUGAUAUUUUCAUUGGUUGAAACAAUGCAAUAUCAUUUAUAUUUUACCGUAAUAAUCCACUUGAAAGCAUCUUUUAAAUAACAUUUGCCCUGCAUUAUAGAUAUACAGAUUUAGUUCCAUAUAUAUAUCAUCAAGUUAUGUAUCCAAAAAAAGAUCACAGAUUUGCACAAUCAUAGCACAAAAUUUAAAUAAUUACAUGUAUCACAUUUUUAUUCAUAUACAUAUAUUCAAAUAAAAAUACCUCAUCUAUUGCUAAAAGCAGAAAUAGUACUACUAGUAUUAUCUUAACUUAAUAAAAACGUAUUUAAAUCUAGUUUAAUGUUGUUGUUUUUUAACAUAAAAAAUAAAUUUCUAAAAUAUUUUAUGAGCAUGAUUUAGCUUUUUGACUCUACCAUUAACUCUAAGCAAUCCUAAGUUUGUAAAAUUACUGUCUUUAAGAGAAGUUCUUGGAGAAUAAUCAUAAAUAAAUCUUACAACUUUGUUUCGACACAUCCGAAGUCCAGAUUUUAACUUGGCCGUCAAAUCCUAGAACCAUGAAGAAGAGAAGUUGUCAAAAAUAUGUUGAAUGAAAGAGUUACAUACUGUUUAACUGAAGUUUUUAGCUCACCCAAUGCACAACAGGCUACUUUUCAAUAUAUGUCCAUAUAUGGAAGACUUUGAAAAUUAUUCUCUGCAGAAUCGACGGCAGCGUCCAGUAUUAAAUGUCAGAUCUAUAACUUGAGAAAUGUUUGUCUAUUCAGACGAGCGAUAUAGGUCCAUCUUGGCCCUCUUGUUUUAUCCAGAACAUCCUUUUGCCUAUACCGUCAUUUUAGUCAAGAGUUGACUGUCUUAAUUAUAUCAUUUCCAGUUGAUUCACCUGACAAAUCAAUGUCAAUGAAGUGUUUCAUUUUUUUGUUAUGCAUAAAUAACAUUGUCAUUUCAUACUACAAAAAAGACUUGACUUUCUUUAAAUUACUUUUAAUUGCAACUAGAAUUCGUUCAUUUUUUUCUGAGAUGUAUAGAUAAUUUGUUAUCAAUAAGCCAUUUGAUACAGUAUUCAAGCAUUAGACCUAAAUGACUAGAAUAAAAUUAAGAUUCUAAUGGCAGAAAAUCAUUGCACUAUCAUCUGCGUAUAACAGUAACGUACAGUCUUUACUCAUACUGAUAGGCAUAUCAUUGACGUAAUUAACAAAGGAGGAUAAAGAACAAAGUAUACGUUCAAAUGAUAUAUGCCUUUGAAACAAUUAUAUGAUUCGUUAAUAAUAAAUAUCAAUGAAAACAUA